Messenger RNA from Arachis ipaensis, 1418 nucleotides. NCBI's taxonomy places the organism in Eukaryota, Viridiplantae, Streptophyta, Magnoliopsida, Fabales, Fabaceae. The record is from RefSeq and is a predicted model, not a curated record.
AAUUUAAAAUUUGAAUAAGAUAAAAAAAAACCACCAAUAAAGAAUUUACAGAUGUCAAUGCUUUUAAAUUAUAUGCACCAAAAGGAAUGCAUGAACUAAGCUUCUAAAUUAUUGACAUCUGAUUUAGAAACGCAAGGCUUGGUUGUUCUCACAUCAGUGUAUCUAGUUUUAGAAACGUGCAAUGAUUUCAACAGAACUUUGAAUCAUUCAAAUGCAUCUGAUACAUUAGAACUUAAUGGAAUAAGUGUUGAUCCUGUGGCAGGUCCCGACGAAAGUGGUAAAGUAAUACCUCAAAGUAGCAUUAAUGUGUGUCAGAACAAGCUUCUUUGUGAGGAUACACUGUGCUCAAAGCAAGCCGUUGAUGAAGGCGGCAGAACAAAAAACAUGUGAGUUCAGCUUUUGGCAUCUGAUUAAACUAUUUACUAGUUUUUGGCCAUCUGAAACCAUUUUUACUGCCACUUUUUUGGGUUGAAAACACAUUUUUAUUAUUUAAAGUGGAUCUCUUCUAGAAAAUCCAAAUAUUUUUAGUCCAUUAGUAAAGCUUAAGCACUAAAGAAGAUUUUCCAACUUAUUCUAAAAGCUGAGAUUUUUGGGUUUUACAUUGCUUAUCCAAAUUUUCACUAUAGUAGUCUUAAACCAUUAAAGUUCCCUGCUGUUUUCCCGUUCGCCAUUAAGAACCAUUGUUCACAAUAGCUUUUGACAUGCGGAAUUUGUAAUUUCUACAUUAGAUCAAUUACUUGUGUUUCCAAGCUACCUCUUAAGUAAGGACAAAGUGAAACACAAAAAUGGAGGCAAACACCAGACAGCAAUGAACACUAAGAUCAGAAAUGGAGGUAGACCUCCUUACAAAUGAAAAACGAAAAAAAAAAAAGUGAUUAGUUGUUUUCCCAUUAGCUGAGAAAAGACUAUUUAUGGCCUUCUUCUUUAAUAUGUUUUCUUAGAAUAUUAUUAAUUUGUAAUAUAUAUAUAUAUAUGAGAAAAGACGGAUUUUUUAUGAUUAAUGAUUGAUGGGUAAGAAGAAACCACAAAAGAUUAAGCAGCUUUCAUCAGUAGAAAUAGCUGAAGCAGCAUCAACUGAACAACAAAAACAGCUACCUAGGAAAAGAGGAAGACCAAAGAAGAUUAUUGUGAAAAUGGAAGGUGGUGGUGGUGGUGGUGAUGUGGAAGAGAAAAAAGCACAAGCAAGCAUGGAUAUUAUUAUUAGCUCAUCAUCAAUGGAACAAGAACAAGGUAAAGAGAACAAAGAAGAAGAAGCAGAAGUUCCUAAAGGAGGGGUGGUGGUUCCUUCUAGAAGCUGAGCUGAGCUAGGAGGAAAAGCAAACCAAGAAAGAGCAGUUAGUUUAUGUAUUAUACAGGUAUAUUAUUUAUAAUUUAUGAUACUUAGUUCUUUUCUUUAUUUCAAAAAAAAAAAAAAAAAA